AUGUUCUCCAAGUUCAAUCUCAUCAAGGCCAUUGCCAUGAUCACCGUUUUGGCUGUUGGCGCUAGCGCUGCCCCCAGCGUCGCUGUAUCUGAUCUGACUGUACGUGAAACAGAGGCAGCGUCAGUAGAUGGGCACCUCUUUGUCUGCGUCAAUGCAAAUUUCGUCGCACCCUGCAACAAUUUCAACUUCAAUGACGGCCAGUGCAUCAACUUUGUUGCGCCUUUCCAGGACAGCAUCUCAAGCUUGGGGCCUGAUCCAGGCUUUACUUGCAUCGUAUUCAAGUCAGUAUUAGACCAAUACUAG
This is a messenger RNA of Psilocybe cubensis, 303 nucleotides long. RefSeq lists its product as uncharacterized. The record is from RefSeq and is a predicted model, not a curated record. NCBI's taxonomy places the organism in Eukaryota, Fungi, Basidiomycota, Agaricomycetes, Agaricales, Agrocybaceae. The transcript is spliced from 2 exons. Bases 1 to 303 code for a protein of 100 amino acids.